Marasmius oreades (fairy-ring Marasmius) is the source of this 2020-nucleotide messenger RNA. RefSeq lists its product as uncharacterized. The record is from RefSeq and is a predicted model, not a curated record. NCBI's taxonomy places the organism in Eukaryota, Fungi, Basidiomycota, Agaricomycetes, Agaricales, Marasmiaceae. The coding region runs from base 131 to 1081 and encodes 316 amino acids. The transcript is spliced from 7 exons. Gene Ontology annotation, cellular component: plasma membrane; fungal-type vacuole.
CUCUUUCUGAUUGCUGCAUGUGGAAUAGGCCGCCCCUGCCCGUAUACCUGCCUUACGCAUGUUUCGUUUUCCCCGGCCGCUGAGAUGAUGACCACGCAAGGCGCUGCUUGAUUGGCUGUUUUCUACAUCGAUGUCUACUAUUGGGAUUCGCUACAUCUUGCUUGCUUUGGUCGCUACUAUCUUCCCAGCUGUCGUCCAAGCCAGAACACAUUCUAUUCCUCGGCUAGAUCCCUAUGCAGACCCAAAGCACGAUGUUUACAACCCAUUACGCUACAUUGCAUCUGAUACCUUGACUGCAAUAGCCUUUUCCUUGAUUCUAGCAGUGGCGUUAUCGCAGACAUGGUGCAUGGUAAAAUGGGGAGCAAAAUACAUGUUGGCAAUGACAAUCGGUGCUUACACAUUCGCAUUUGGCAUAAGUGUUCGAUUUGGCCUACAUUUACAUCCCCAAUCGAAAGGCUUGUAUAUUGUGGAGUAUUUAUUCGUAGUUCUCUCUCCUUGUGCAUUUAUCGCUGCCGUGUAUGUGUUGCUUGGCCGUCUAGCCAGAUACAUCGAGUGCGAUAAGCACCUUCUUGUUUCUCCGCGAAAGAUCACAUUGGUUUUCGUGUCAUCCGACGUAAUGACGUUUCUCAUCCAGGCCGCAGGGGGUGGUACCACCACUGCCAAUGACCCUGAUCUCAUCAUGAUUGGGUCCAGAAUAUUCUUGGCUGGAUUAGCGCUCCAACUCGCCUCAUUUGUGGUUUUCUCUAUGAUAUACAUCAUUUUUUUAUAUCGAGUACGCUUCCACGAACCCACCGCAUGGCAAAUGGAUGCUUCUCAGAAGUGGUACGACGACUGGCGUGCUUUGGCUGCAGCGCUUUUCGUGAGCUGUAUUGGGAUCCUGGUUCGGUCCGUAUAUCGAACUGUCGAACUCUCUGAGGGGUUCGGAGGUCAUCUCUCAACAACCGAAUCAUAUUUUUAUCUAUUGGACACCCUCCCGUUGUUCGUUGCCAUUGUUGUAUAUAUGCCUUUCUGGCCGGGAAGAUUCAUCAAGCUUCGCGAUACAAAGAAGGAACAAGAAAGCGGCAUUGGCAAUGUCAACUAGCUCAAGGUAGUCCAUCUUUGUUAUGGAUAUGAUAGAAGGGGUGGAAGUUAUAAUUGUUACCGGAUAGGAUGCACGAUAAUGUAGAAUCUAGAUCUAUAGACUGCUCAAGAAUGCGAUGAGACUCGAACUGUUUUGUGUUGAGGCCUUUUGUUUUUCUUCUCUCUCUCUAUUACGGGCAAGCAUCCCCUGCAGUCCAGCUUUCUGCUUUGACCGAUUCCGUGCACUAGGACCCGUAGCCUUCACCUCGUGUACAGUCGUGGACGAAGAAGUUUGUCUUUUUGACUCUAUAGACGACUCCGCAGACGACGAAGAGUCAGCUACAUGUUGACUCGAUGUGAAUCGGGAUAGAAUUUCCGUAUUAGUGGAUAUUGAAUCUGAGGAGCGCCCCGUCCUGGACAAUGUCCGUUUCCGUUGAGGAAACAAUGAUGCAUUGUCAUUCUGCACGACUCUCCUACUCAGGUAACCGCAAUUGCCACAAAAAAUCUGCAGAAACUUGGCAUUCGUAGUCUUUGAAUUUCCCCCUUUCCGUUUCAAAUUGUAACGAACGAGCCUGGUUGUACCCUGGUUCUCGAACUGCCCAUGCCAAUGGAGAAAUGCACCACAUUUUGAACACAGGUUGGGAGGUAUGUCUGUUUCAUUGAUAUUGUUUCGCAAAUUGCGUGAAUUAUGAAGAGCCGCUAACGGUGGGGACAGAGCAAGUAGGGUUGGAAAGGUUUCACGGAAUUUUCUAGUCGAGAAGUUCUCGGAGGGUUCUUCUUCGUUAUUCAUGUUCAGCUCCUUUAUACCCAAGUUUAUACCGGGCCUAGGAUCUGAAAGUCAUUAUAUCGGGACGUUCAACAACUUCGACCGUACUAUUGAUUCCAGGGCAGCACACGAUCCAGAAAUACCUUCAAGUGCGCUUCCGAUGCACAGCUGGAUUAGGACCACAGUUACACCGCG